GGGAGGGGGCCAGGCGAGUCGGGGUCGCGCCGCUCUUCUGCCCGCAGCCGCGGGAAUCGCGUCGCCAGCCGCCGGAGCCGGGGCGGUUCGGCCGCCAGGGGCAGGCCCCGCCGGACACGCCGCCGAGGAGGCGCCAGGCCGCGCUCCGUCACCCAGGUGAAGCAGGAGCUGUAGUAGGAAGACCUUGUGGCUUGCAAUCAUGCCAUUCCCCUUUGGCAAGUCCCACAAGUCUCCUGCAGACAUAGUGAAGAACUUGAAGGAAAGUAUGGCUGUUCUAGAAAAGCAAGAUAUCUCUGACAAAAAGGCAGAAAAGGCCACUGAGGAGGUCUCAAAAAACCUUGUUGCCAUGAAGGAAAUCUUGUAUGGCACAAAUGAGAAAGAACCACAGACAGAAGCUGUGGCACAGCUUGCUCAAGAGCUGUACAACAGUGGUCUUCUUAGUACCCUAGUAGCUGACUUGCAGCUAAUUGAUUUUGAGGGCAAGAAAGAUGUUGCGCAAAUUUUCAACAACAUACUCAGAAGACAAAUUGGUACAAGAACUCCCACAGUCGAAUACAUCUGCACUCAACAGAAUAUAUUGUUCAUGCUAUUAAAAGGGUACGAAUCUCCAGAAAUUGCUCUAAAUUGUGGAAUAAUGCUUAGAGAAUGCAUCAGGCACGAGCCACUUGCAAAAAUAAUCUUGUGGUCAGAACAAUUCUAUGAUUUCUUCAGAUAUGUGGAAAUGUCAACAUUUGACAUCGCUUCAGACGCGUUUGCCACGUUCAAGGAUUUGCUUACAAGACACAAGUUGCUAAGUGCAGAAUUUUUGGAACAACAUUAUGAUAGGUUCUUCAGUGAAUAUGAGAAGUUACUUCAUUCAGAAAAUUACGUGACAAAGAGACAGUCACUUAAGCUUCUUGGUGAAUUGUUAUUGGAUCGACACAACUUCACAAUUAUGACAAAGUACAUCAGUAAACCUGAGAAUCUCAAACUAAUGAUGAACCUUCUGCGAGACAAGAGUCGUAACAUUCAGUUCGAGGCCUUUCAUGUGUUUAAGGUGUUUGUAGCCAAUCCUAACAAGACACAGCCUAUAUUAGACAUCCUUCUAAAGAACCAGACCAAACUUAUUGAGUUCCUCAGCAAGUUUCAGAAUGACAGGACCGAGGAUGAACAGUUUAAUGAUGAGAAGACCUAUUUAGUUAAACAGAUCAGGGAUUUGAAGAGACCAGCACAGCAAGAAGCUUAAUCUCCAAUAAACCCUUAAAAUAUUAAAUGCAAAUUCAGCAUUUGCUGUUAGAUAUUCAGCAUCAGGCACUCUUAUCGAUUCAUGAGGAACAUUACUGCUAAUCUGCUGUUCAGUGAACGGUUUUUGUUUUUCUCUUUUCUUUUUUAGUUCAAGUUGAAAAACAUAGCUGCUGCUUUCUUGCACAAUGUGGACUUUCUCGAUAUUUGUGUCAUUUCAGAAUUCAAAGACACUGCUUGUUUUAGGAGUCCUGAAAGGAAAGAUUCUAUGUUCGUGAAAGCAAACAUAUAGAGACUAGUUUGGUUUAGGAGAGAAGGUGUUCAUGUAGUUAAGUAACAGGUUGCAUGCUUGCAAAUCUGAAUAAAUCUGUAUGUUUGCACUUACCUUGUUUGAGAUAUGAGCACAACAUGAUCUGUGCAUACCUGGCACCAUAGUAUAAGAUUAUAUGCCUUGAUUUAAGAAAAAAAAAAGUAAAAAAAAAGUGCAGUGCUUUAUUUGUAAUCAAAGGGGAAAUGUAUCUAAGAUGUGAGCUUAUUGGGAUAAACAGUUGUCUUGCAAAUAAACUGAUACUGAAACUUAGCAACUUUAAAAGAGUGAAAUCUCAAGGUUCAUAAGGAAAAUGUAUAUAUGCCUUUCACUGCUUUAUAGUUUGGGUUUGGUUUUUUUUUUUUGGACAUCUGAUUUUUCUGAGAAUUGACUUGUAAACUUGGAAAUAUGUUCUAAGGGGUUUUGUUAAUUUUACUUUAAAGGUAUUUCAAAUAGUAGACCUAGCAGUGACAUUCUGCAUUUCAUUUCAACAAGGCUUGCUGGUUUCUUUUGUAUAUAACUCCUAGGCUGCUCAUUUCUUUAAAAUAUGAUUUAAUUUGUACAGCAGAGGAAUGUUAUUGUAUUAGUCUGUAACUAUUACCUAAUAUUGAGUUUUGCAAAAUGAAUGCUCAUAUGUAAUUGAAUACUUCAGAUCACAUGGAAAUGCUGAUUUAAUAAUCUUAAGUACUGCAGCAUUAAAAGGAAAACAAACCCACCAAACAAAUUCUUUGUAUUCGCUUAUCUAAUGGGGUGCUAUCAAUUAGGGUAGGCUGAAGUAGAGAACUGGAACCCUCUAUGCUGUGUUCUUACUGGAUAAUGUUGGCCUUACUCAAUUAAACUAGCAUUGUGCUCACCAGCUCUGCAAAUGGCAAAGUUUGUGCUAAAUUAACGUCGAUUCCUCUUACUUCUGGGGAGCCUGCAGUGCAUCAUUUCUUCCUUAGAGUAAAUAACUCAGUACAGUAGUUGUGUAAAGGAGUGCUUUAACUCCCUCUGACUUGAAGAAACAAUUUCAUAGAUGUCCUAGCCUAACAAAAUUAAAUCAUUUUCUUGAUUUCAUUCUUUAAUGCUGCAAACUAUCAGUAUUUAUAAAAGCAAAAAACCAACUGAUUUUGCACCGUGGUUUUGUUACUGUGACCAUACAAAAGGACUCUACUAAAUAUAGCUAAAUGAUGUUCUUAAAAUUCUAUCUAUCCAUCCUAUAGUAAUGCUGAGAUCACAACCAGGCAAACUUACCCAUUGGAGUCUGAGAGUUCAAAUUAUGCAUGGCUGAAUCUGAUCGUGGAUGCUAUAGAAAAUGUUUGUUGCUUCCUGUCCUCUUCCUGAUUAAAAUACUUCCCGAUCGAUCGGCAAGAUGAAACUCCUAAGGGACGCCUAAGCCCAUUUGGAAGCCUUCACAAGGGAAGUCAGACAGCUCCAGAAAGCUGAGCCUUUUCACUCAGUUGUUUAAAACUGCUCUUAACAUUCUAAUUGGUCUUUUAAAGGUUCUUAAGGCGUCCUUUGCAGAGCAGUUCAUUUUGCCUCCAGACAAGGAAACAGCAUACUCCUACUGAGGCUCACAGGCAGGCAGAAUUGGCCCUGAGGCGGUGUUCUAGUACUGGCAGGCUGUUAUGUUUGGGUUUAUGGUAGCUGAGCCGAGAAAAACAUUGUUGGCCAAGUUACCAUAACACGUAAGACUUCCUCUCUGGAGAAACGUAGGUGUGCUAAAGAUUUAUACACGUAAAGAAGUGGGAACCUUUGGGCAGGGACGGAGGUUACUCUCUGUUAGGCCUUGGCUCAAAUGGCUAUGGUGACUUUUUUGAUCUGUGGAGACAUUUGACUGUUGGCUUUGCAAAGGAAGUUGUAUUUCAAUUAAAGCUCAUUUGACGUGCUCUUCAUAUUAAAAAGCCCCUCUUGUUCUGGCA
Molecule: messenger RNA, 3429 nt
Organism: Pogoniulus pusillus (Red-fronted tinkerbird)
Lineage: Eukaryota; Metazoa; Chordata; Aves; Piciformes; Lybiidae
Gene: CAB39
Product: calcium binding protein 39
Exons: 9
Coding region: 200-1225 (341 amino acids)
Biological process (GO): intracellular signal transduction
Molecular function (GO): protein serine/threonine kinase activator activity
Source: RefSeq, a predicted model, not a curated record